Molecule: messenger RNA, 2885 nt
Organism: Labrus mixtus (cuckoo wrasse)
Lineage: Eukaryota; Metazoa; Chordata; Actinopteri; Labriformes; Labridae
Product: choline transporter-like protein 1
Exons: 16
Coding region: 167-2125 (652 amino acids)
Biological process (GO): transmembrane transport
Cellular component (GO): membrane
Molecular function (GO): transmembrane transporter activity
Source: RefSeq, a predicted model, not a curated record
CAUAAACAAAACGGAAUAUUCAUGUCAUGCAAUGGGUCAUUUGUAGAAAGAAAACAGAAAGGGAAAUUGGCCGAAAGGCGGACAAAGUUCAGCGUUAACCGAAGAAAAGUCACGUAAACUUUUGUUGUCGUUAAGUUAACAGAAGUUUCCCCGCCGUCGUUUUACAAUGGGCUGUUGUAGCAGCACGGAGGGCAAGCGUGACUGGAAACCACUGGAGGAGCGCAGCUGCACGGACAUCCCAUGGCUCAUCAUUUUCAGUUUGUUUUGCAUUGGGAUGGUGUGUAUCUGUGGCUUCUCCGUUGCCACAGGAGCUGCCUCCAGGCUUAUCUCAGGAUAUGACAGUUAUGGCAACACCUGCGGCAAGAAGAACAGCCCGAUAGAUGGCGUGGCCCUCAGUGGCCGGGACAUGACAGAAAACAGGUACGUUUUCUUUUUAGAUCCCUGCAACCUUGACCUCAUCAACAGGAAGAUAAAGUCCCUCGCCCUGUGUGUCUCCAAAUGUCCCUCUGCUGAAUUGAAGACCUACAGUGAUCUAAAGCAGUUUUCCCUGAAUAACGGAUCUGAUCUCUGCUCUUAUGAUAUUUCUCCUACAAGAUACACUGGCCAUUCAGAAAGAUUCACGAAAUGCCCCAAACUCCCGGUUCCACCAAGCAAAUCUGUCCCAAUAUUCCACCGCUGUAUCCCGGUGGACGUCGGCUGCUACGCUGAAUUCGCCCAGGCCUUCAUCGCAUUCGUCGGUGACAACAACACGCUGCGCCGACUCGCUGCGGGAGUGAUGGCCAGCAAGGAGAUCAUCAUGGGCCUUUGUGUGCUGGCUUUAGUUCUGUCCCUGAUCAUGAUGGUCGUCAUCCGUUACAUAUCCAAAGUCCUGGUGUGGAUCUUAACCAUUCUGGUAAUCAUUGGCUCUAUAGGUGGGACCGGCGUGCUCUGGUGGCUCUAUGUGGACCACAGGUCCGCGGCUAAUAAUAACACCUUAUCAGUGUUUGGGAAAGAAGUGGCCUCUGACAAUGUUAAAGCCCUGCUUGUGUAUGCAAUUGGUGCUACAGUUUUCACAGUAGUUCUCCUGAUAGUGAUGUUCAUCAUGAGGAAGCGGGUGGCUCUUACGAUCUCCCUGUUCCAUGUGGCCGGUAAAGUGUUCAUCCACCUUCCCCUCCUGGCCCUGCAGCCUUUCUGGACCUUCCUCUGCCUCAUGCUCUUCUGGGUCUACUGGAUCGCUGUGCUCCUCUUCCUCGGGACCGCAGGAACAGCAAUAAAGAACAACUCGACAGGCGUGGUUGAAUACCAGAUUCAGGGGCCUCUUCAGUACAUGGUGUGGUAUCACGCCGUGGGUCUCAUCUGGAUCAGCGAGUUCAUUCUCGCCUUCCAGCAGAUGACCAUCUCCGGAGCUGUCGUCACCUACUACUUCACAAGGAAUAAGUCUCAGAUGCCAAUUACUCCCAUCCUGUCCUCCAUGGCACGCACCCUCCGCUACCAUCUGGGGACUUUGGCUAAAGGCUCCUUCAUCAUCACGCUUGUUAAGAUCCCUCGCCUCAUCCUGACGUACAUCCACAGCCAGCUCAAAGGAAAGGAGAACGCCUGUGCUCGUUGCAUGCUGAAAGCUUGUGUCUGCUGUUUGUGGUGUCUGGAGAAAUGUCUUGCAUACUUGAAUCAAAACGCAUACACUGCUACAGCCAUCAACAGCACCAGUUUCUGCACCUCUGCCCGCGAGGCUUUCCUCAUCCUGGUGGAGAACGCCCUCCGAGUGGCCGCCAUCAACACCGUGGGCGACUUUGUCCUCUUCCUCGGGAAGGUGCUCGUAGUCGCCUGCACAGCCUUUGCCGGCAUCCUGGCUCUGAACUACCAGAGGGAAUACACCGUGUGGGUCCUGCCUCUCCUCAUCGUCUGCAUGUUCGCCUUCCUGGUGGCUCACUGCUUCCUCUCCGUCUUUGAGAAUGUGGUCGACGUCCUUUUCCUCUGCUUCGCAGUGGACACAAAGUAUAAUGAUGGCAGUCCUGGACGCGAGUACUACAUGGACAAGGCUUUGAUGGAAUAUGUGGAGAACAGUAAGAAAAUGGGUCGUUACAAGCCAGAAGAUGGAGAUGGACGAGAGCUGAAGUCGAUGGCACGUGGUGGCACUUCAGCUUGAUCAAGCUUCAAUAAGACUGCAAAAAUACUAAAAACCAGCCAAAGCUUAUCUCAGAGUUUAUCAUCAUGCCACUCCAGGGAGAACCGUAAGAUAACAGCAAACUUUGUACUGACGGUGUACAUAUUUUCACAAAGGAUGCGUUAAAUUGAAAUUUUGUAUUUGUAGGGACUGCAAAUUUGAAGUUCAACACUAAUGACUUGUGUUUUUUUAAUUAGAUGGACUGCCAGAUAUGUCUUUUUUUCCUUUGCAAAUGUUCUCUAAUAUUUAGUUUUUAAUGACAAGAACAGUUGAACAUGUUCUGUUGUAUUUGUCAGGGACUAGUUAGCUACUGUUUGGUGUACAUUUGUACUAGAAAGCUAACUCUGUUUUUGUAAAAGUCUAUUCACAAUGUUUUAUUACUUCUUAAAGUUUUAUACUAAAAAACAUGAAACCACAGUUCUGAUUUCUUGGCCUUUUUCAUCAUCUACAAGUUAUAAUAAAUAAAAAAACCACAUGUAUAAAAAUCAUGCUAAAGACUAUUUAGUUAUACUGUAGAACAGUGGUUCUCAACUGGUGGGUCGAGACCCAGAGGUGGGUCGCGGAGCCAUUUUCAGUGGGUCGUGAAUGUGUGCCUGGAACAAAAUUUGAGUAAAAAAAGUACUUGAAGCGCUUUUUAAACAUGUUUGCUGUGUUCAGUUUCUUUCUUCUGUCACAUGUUUUGUACCGACUGAGGUUACCAAAAGUUUUUCAGUAAAUAAAUUUGAUUGGUCGAAAAAUGUCA